Molecule: messenger RNA, 6264 nt
Organism: Wyeomyia smithii (pitcher-plant mosquito)
Lineage: Eukaryota; Metazoa; Arthropoda; Insecta; Diptera; Culicidae
Gene: egl
Exons: 7
Coding region: 937-4020 (1027 amino acids)
Biological process (GO): nucleobase-containing compound metabolic process
Molecular function (GO): nucleic acid binding; 3'-5' exonuclease activity
Source: RefSeq, a predicted model, not a curated record
GUCGUGGAAGGAAGACCUGCUAUUGCGUCGGAAAGUGCCGUCGUUUUUUUUUGCUGCUGGUACAUAUACUACCAGUACUGCAACCACCGCUGGUUGCCGUGUGUCGUUGCUGCCAGUUUUUGCUACGAAAAGAGGUCGAAGCUUCUUUCCCUCUCGAUUGCUGUGGAAAUUUUUCUUGAAAAAAGUUCCGAGUGCUUCUGUAGUGAAAACUAGGCGGAUUUCACGGCACUCAAAUCCCUGACGCGAGGAUAAAAUCGUGGCAAAAUCGGCGACUUUACCCAGCAUAUGGCCAUCCACAUCACAUUCAGUGACGGAAUUUUUCAACACUCAUCGAAGGAAUUUUGAUUUCUGAUUUACUGCUCAAUCUUAUUGGAAAAUAGAACCUGUAUGCGAUAUACGUAUACCUAUAUUUAUCAGAGAUACGGUGCUGUCAGUAAUAUUCUAUCAAUCACUACGAAACGCGAAGGUAGAAAUAGUGUAUGAAUUAUUAAAACAAACACAUUCGUGGCAAAAGUUGGAAUUCCGAGGGGAAAUCACGGUUGGCACCCACACACGGGAAUUGUUUCCGAGCAGUAACAGUAAUACCUAGUGGAAGUGCAGGUGAAAGAGUGCAUUGGUCCGUCAGCACGCGAAGUGUCAGUUUUUUUAUUUAUCUAAGCCAAGUAGUGUCGAAACAGAAAAAUACGGAAUUUCCUGCCAGCCCACAGCCCGUUCCGCAAUACAAACCGCGUGUGCCAGAUCGUGCAAAAAUAAGUGGUCUCAUUGUUUAAAGAUAAAAGUUGUUAGUAGAAAAAAAGCAUCUGUGAUUGAAAUUGAAUUACUCUCUGCCCUUCGAACGGGUUUGGGUAGACGACAAAGCGUUGUUCAAUCGAUCGGCGUUAGCUCGAGUGGGAGCAUAUCUACUGUUGUAGCAGCAGAUUCCAGCGGAGAUCAAUCAUGGAGUCGAUGGAGUAUGAAAUGGCACGUAAUAUGACGCUGCUGUUCUUUCUGGAACGAUUGCUGGAUCGGGGCGAGCCCCGCACCCUGCACGACCUUUCCUGUCAGUUUGGAGCUCGCGGUUUCACCAAGGAAAUGCGGCAAAUUGCCGGUGGCAGCCAGUCAGGACUGAAAAAGUUUCUCUCGAACUACCCAGCGCUGUUCCAGAUCAGCGGAGACUUUGUACAUAUCAACAGCUACAGCGCUUCGAACAACCUGGACGAUCCAUCAAUCGGGAACAAGCGGGACUACAUCCAAGAGGCAAAAGACUACUUCAAACACAAACUGCUGCAGUACGGCAAAGGCACGGAGGUGCCGAUUCGCAGUCUACUGGGCCAUCGCAGCCAGGCAUCGCCACAAGUCCGUCACAUAUCCGGACAGCACAUCCGUGAGUUUACGGAAUUUUUGCUGAAACAUCCGGACACCUUCCACGUGGUGGACGGAGAGAAUGUGGUUUUGGUCGGGUGCGAAAACGAGGAAGAUGUUCCUGCUUCAGAACGGCUGCACCUUCCGAACUCCUUCAUUGACACUCAGGCUACCCAGCAGCUGCUGGAUUCGUUUGCUCAAAUCAUAGAAAUUAAAGGACCGAUUAUCGUCGACCAGCUCUUCCAUAUGGUAACUUCAAACUUCCCGCAGGAGCAGUGGUACCACAUGUUCAAGACUCCCGAUGAUUUGAAAACCUUUCUGAAGCUCUUUUCUGACUGCUUCCACAUACAAUCCAAUCUAGUCACACUAUUGCAGAAGCCAAAGCUGUCUGAUUCGCACAUUCGGCAGGCUCAGGACAAGCUGAACAUUAUCAAUACCAUAUUUGGUCCCGGAAGCACUGGCACCGGGGGAAGUGGUGGUAGUAUAAUCGGCAGCACGAAUGGCAGCAGUAACACAAGUCGGACAGCCUCACCGAAAAACAUGAUAGGAGAUUUUAAGCUUAACGAACCGGUUUCGGUUGGAAUUGGAACCAACAAUGCGGUCAAUGUACUGAAUAGCAACAAAAAUGAACCCACCAGUGGGUUUGACAGUUUGCUGAUAAACAAUGAUUUUAAAAUGGAAAACCUUUGCUCCAAAAACUGCCCGUCACUCUCAAAUACGCAAUACAUAAAGGGUCAAUCACAACAGCAGCAGCAGCAGCAAAACUCGAACUCAAAACAAGAAGCAAAUUCUACCAACCCUAGCACCGAGAAGGCGAAUCUUCUCAACAAUAAUUUGGCUGUGAAUCCGAAAAACCAAACGCUCAAGCAGCGAAUCAAUAGUUUGGUGAUAAAAACGCUCGCCGAGAACCUGGAAAAAGACAAGCAAUCGAUGUCUGCCAUUCAACAAAACUUUCACAGUGGCGGCGGUGUGGGCCCCGGAACUAUCGGCAGCGGGGGAAGUAUUCAGGCAAAUAACAAUCCUUCCCCGCAUCCCGUCUCGCCAACACCAGCCAGUCCCGUGCACUCGAACAACUACUUCAUAGGGGACACAUGGAAAAUAAAAGUCCUACAAAAUACUCGUGUCAUUUCUACGGUUAAAGAGUCCUUGUUUGUGACGCAAGCCAUCCUCAAGUCGGCAUACGAAGACCAGGCCGUGAUAUCGUUCGACUGCGAGGGUAUCAAUCUGGGCGUUCGCGGUCAGAUCACCAUGAUCCAGCUGGGGACAACCCGGGGGGAAGCGUUCAUCUUCGACGUAGCCACCUGUCCGGAUAUGGUGGCCCACGGUGGCAUCAAGGAGAUUCUGGAGGCCGAAAAAGUGAUCAAAGUUAUACACGACUGUCGAAACGAUUCGGUUAAUCUGUACAACCAGUUUCAGAUUAUGUUACGCAAUGUAUUCGAUACGCAGUCUGCCCAUGCCGUGCUUCAGUUCCAGGACCAGGGUAAACAAGUAUACAAAGUUAAAAACGUUUCGCUCAACACUCUUUGUGAGAUGUAUAACGCCACCGUUAAUCCAAUGAAGGAUCAGCUGAAGAACGUUUACCGUCGGGAUCAAAAGUAUUGGGCCCGAAGGCCACUAACCCGUGAUAUGUUACUGUACGCAGCAGGUGAUGUGCUGAUUUUAAUCAACGAGCAGCUUUACCUCAAUAUGGCUUCAUCAAUUAAACCUGAAUACCGAGAGCUUUUGUCGGAGUUGUGUACUGAGCAGAUUUUAAUGUUAAUCCGCCCAGUGGACGUGAAAAUGCGUAAAAAGCAGCGAAAGGUUCGUUCGGAAAUCCAGGACCUAAAAGCAAAGUUAAAAGGUGCCAGCAAAAAUGUGGUACUGAGCAACCGAGAGAUACGAUUACUUAGGUAUAUGGAUUUAACCGAGGAAGAAAAGGAAAAACUCCGAGUUUCCUGCAAAGUAGCCAAAAAGUUAGACAAGCUAGAGAACUUUGACCGGGAUCGCGGUGACGCCAGCGAUUCUGACGACGAUUGCGAUCCGACCGAGCAGGAUUGCCCGAGUCUGGAAAGUGUACCAUCGGACAACUCUCUGUCAGGAGUAGGCUGUGGAACUGGUGGUGGUGGUGGUAACGGUGGACCCGGAACAUUCUCUCCGAAAAAUUCCGAACCGCCCAGUUUGACGGAAUCGAUGCAGCUGAUGGACGAAAUUCUCUCCAACACGACCAUGGACCGGAUGGCCAAGAUCGACAAGCUGGAGGCGAUUCUGUCAGCCGCUACGCUGCUGCCGAACGAUCAGUCUUUCACUGAGACCAUGAACAAUUUCAAUUCCAAUACGAUAGUAGUAACUAACGAUAAUAUUCUGCAGCCGGCGAAAAAGGAGGAAACCAAAGGACGACCACCAAAAUCGUUCUCAGGCAGCGCCGGUACUGGUGGUGCGUCGAAGGUGUCAUCCCGUCUGCAGCAGCACGGACACCAGCCGCCGCCACCAGGAGCGGCGGUACCAAAGGCCGAAACCAAAGAGGCCGCCUGCCAAACACUCAGUACUGGUGAUAUUGUUAUCACGAAAAUUUUCUUCAAAGAAGAGUUGGAUAAGAAAUCCGAAAAGACGCUUACUUCGAGUCCCAAGCGAAAUGGCGAAACCACGGCAGCCGAGCUGGCAAUGCAGCAGCAACAACAGCAUGCCCAGUUGCAGGCUUGAGGGCGGGACAGCGAACAAAUGGGAUCGACCGUGCGAUCCAAUGCGAACGGUUUUAUUGUUUAUUAUCGGCACCAGAAAAGUUGUGAGUAAGUUAAAGUGCUUUUUUUUUGUUUUCGGAGGUUUUUUUUUUCUCGAUUCAAUGUGGAUAUCAAAUAUCUAUCGCGAUUAGAAACUGCAAAUUUUACGUGAGACCGAAUGUGAGUGAGAGCGAAAAGAGAAUAGGAAGCAAAGCACCACGCGAACGAAGCAAUAAUUUAUAACAUAAACACGUAUAUAUUUUUACUGAUGGGUUGAAACCAUAUUUAUGAAACUCAACAUUUGGCGAUGCGCAGAAAAUUUAUGCGAAAAGUUAUCAAUUGUACAGUCAUUAAUCCGGAUUGGUAGGAUCGAGUUGGAUGAACCAUUAUCAAUAUUAUUUUUUGAUAGUAAUAUAUUUAACAAUCAGAAAGUGAAAGUUUAAGGAAUGGCAAGCGAAGCUAUUUUCCAGAACCACUCAUUAGCGAGGAUCAAUUUUUUUGUGCAAGGCAGUGGAUAGAAUAGAAAUCAAUUUUACGCCUAUUAUAUUAUAGUUAACAAGUGAAAAGUAUAAAGUGAAAUGUUAGAUGAAAUUUGCUUCUAUUAUACACAUACUAGAAACGGUACUAACUUUAACAAACAUUAUUAACAUUUGAUGAACUUUGUGAAACAUUUUCAUGGAACGAAGAAAAUCUAUAUACACGCAAAAAGUGAAUAAAAAUUGUAAAAAUUCUAACAGCAAAAAAAAACAAAUGUUCAUAAGCGUAUGCAAAAAAGGAAAAAUUGCGCGGAUGGGCUGACCACUCUCCGAGGUGUCGUGCAUCUCAAAACGAAUUGUAUAACGGUUCAGAAAUUAUCCUGAUUGUAACUGAGAGCUGUUGGAAUGCUCAAGACAAGUGGCAGAGCUCCAGGAUAAUAUUUUUUGUACAUAAAUUAAACAUUGCUGCGCACUCAUAUACUGUGGCAUAUUGGUGUGCAUGUUUCACGUAUCAAGUGAAAUUCAAACUGAUCAGAAAGAAAGCAACUCGAUUUCAUCGCAAAUUCUGCACGCUGACACUGUGCUGCCCUGUUCUGUUUGAAUUAUGUGCUCGUUAGUAAGUUUUUUGUUACUCUGUGUAUAGUUAAUAUCAAAUCUACUCAGUUACUUCCAUUAAUAUCCCUUUCAUGUCAUAUUUGUUGAGCAUGUGAUUUUACAACAAAAGAUAAUUAUAAAAACUAGCCAUUAAUCCUUUCACCUAUUUCGGAAGGUUAGAGGAUAGAUUAAACUUUAAUUAAACACAGUUGGGCAAGUAGUGGGUUUCAAGUUAUUUCUCGGAUUAAAAACCGGAUGGGUUAAGACAAACAUAAACUUCUUAUAUUGGAGCAAAACACUGCUUCGAUACUAGAGUAGAAUUCCCUCAGUCGAAUCAAAAUUAUACUUUAUUUACAAUGCUCAGAUAGAUAAGAUUAAAAGGAAUACUUUUCCGAAUCGCUACUAUUCAAUUAGUGCUUCCGAAUCAGUUUCCUGAUCCAGUAUCUAGCAAAUCUGAAAAUAGUGAUCCGCAAUAACGGAAGGGCCGACAUAAAGGCGAAAUGAUUUGCUCAAAUUCGAUCCACUAGCAAGCAUAAAAUGGCUCUUUAAACGACGGAUCGCACCUAGUAUGGAUAAUACAAUCACACUAUAUCAAACUUGUAACCAAGGUUGUCAAAAAAAACUGCUACUUAGGACGAAGGCGUUCAAUACACAUUUUAAAGCUCCUGUAGAAGUAACAACACUCUAUACGAAAUCGUCGGUAACUUAUUACUAGUACAUAAUUAGAGAACGCGAUACGUAGUGCUGCAAUUCAUAGUGCUGUUAGUAGACUGGUAAACGUGAUAUUUUUGUGCUGUAUUUCAACUUAGACAAUAGAUUGAACGUAUUUCACAUGGAUUCGCUUUUGUGUUGAUCGGUAAGUUUGUAUUUAUUUCCUCUCUUUUAUUGGCACAUUUAAAAAAUGACUAAUACUAGAAGGUAAAACUAAUCAACAAAACUAAGCAAGCAUUCUCCUAGAUUAGUGCCUUUUGGAGAUAAGUUUGAAUGUUAUUUUCCAAUUGAGUUAACGUUUAGGUGUGAGUUGACAUGUUCUAUACUUAACGCGUUCUUCCCUCUUUACUUCUUAACCUACGAUUAUUUAUACUAACAAGCACCGUUUAGAAGUGUAAGUCAGGAUGUUUAGUCAGAUCAACGGAAUAAAUUUUGUAUUCAAACAA